AUGGUGCAUUUUACUACCAAGGAGAAGGCGGCUGUUGCUAGCCUGUGGGCCAAGGUGAAUGUGGAGGCGGUCGGCGGUGAGAGCCUGGCAAGGCUCCUGAUCAUCUACCCAUGGACCCAGAGGUUCUUUGACAGUUUUGAUAACUUACACUCUGAGUCUGCCAUAAUGGGCAACCCCAAGGUCAAGGCCCACGGCAGGAAGGUGCUGAACUCCUUUGGAAAUGCCAUUAAGCACAUGGAUGACCUCAAGGGCACCUUUGCAGAUCUAAGCAAGCUGCACUGUGACAAGUUGCACGUGGAUCCUGAGAACUUCCGACUCCUAGGCAACAUAAUAUUGAUUGUCUUGGCAACCCACUUCAGGAAGAAAUUUACCCCGCAGAUGCAGGCUGCCUAGCAGAAGCUGACAAAUGCUGUGGCUAAUGCUCUGGCCCACAAGUACCACUAGUUGCCUGGCCAACCAUGUUGAUGCUUAUCUGAGGGCCCAGUGUCCCAACAGCUCAUCUCCUGAAGACAGAGGGAGAGAGCUCUGA
Odocoileus virginianus texanus is the source of this 529-nucleotide messenger RNA. Its product is annotated as hemoglobin subunit epsilon-4-like. Gene Ontology annotation, biological process: hydrogen peroxide catabolic process; oxygen transport. Gene Ontology annotation, molecular function: peroxidase activity; hemoglobin alpha binding; haptoglobin binding. Lineage: Eukaryota; Metazoa; Chordata; Mammalia; Artiodactyla; Cervidae. The record is from RefSeq and is a predicted model, not a curated record. Gene Ontology annotation, cellular component: blood microparticle; haptoglobin-hemoglobin complex; hemoglobin complex.